Molecule: messenger RNA, 1689 nt
Organism: Pochonia chlamydosporia 170
Lineage: Eukaryota; Fungi; Ascomycota; Sordariomycetes; Hypocreales; Clavicipitaceae
Exons: 1
Coding region: 1-1689 (562 amino acids)
Source: RefSeq, a predicted model, not a curated record
AUGCGGGUGACUACACCAACCGAGGACUCCGCCUUGGCCGAGUCCACCUUUGAGCUGAUUAAUGGCACCGAUGUCGAAUCUCACGACGAAAACGAAAAUUAUACCGAGUCCAUAUCCGAGUCUGUAGGCUCACUGGACUUUCAUCGACCCGAUGAUGUGCAGUCAUUGGCUGGGACUGAACACACACUGGAUGACGAAUCACUGGUAGAUGAGGAAGUAGAUAUCCUUUCUCAUUCUGUUGCACAGAACGAGUCUACUGGUGUACAUAAUGAUGAAUCCGAGCUUGCACAACAAGCGUCGGAUGGCUCAGAGUCCGAGGAGGAGGCUCGGUCCCGAUGUUCUCUUGAAUACACACAGCAGAGCCUAAAGACACCUUCCAUCUUGACUCCGGAAGCGAGUAAAAUUAUUGGAAAGGCCCUCGAAACCACAAACAAGGUGGGCACACCCCACGAAAACUACCGAUAUUGGAUGGCAGUGGCCAAAGAGGGAAUGUUGCGUACUUGGGAAUGUGCCACCGUCGCUACGACGGCAGCCCUACCUGGUCUCGUAUUUGCUGUUGCAUUCAGUCUUCUCAUUUCCAUGUUGUACCCUUCAACGGUUGAGUUCAAUCAACCUGCGGAAACUAUUGUCACUUCUACCAUCACAGCGACUACCACCCCUGCUGUGGUCUAUACAAAACAGACAACUGCCACUUCUUCAGCCGCAAAACAGACUACAUCAGCCAAGGGUAUGGGAUUGAUCCCCGUAAACGACCAAGAAUCUGAUGAGUGGCUCUUUGGGUCGAAGAAACCAGAAGUUCAGUUUAGCCCUCUGGGUCACGGCGCAAUCAUGGUGCAUGUUGCUUCUGACGUGAAGAGAACAUGGCUCAAAAAGAAGAAGAAUUGUGUCUCCGUUACGGCGAGCCGCAGCGGCGAAGCCGUCGAAAUGGAAUUCUAUCCUUCUGACGAUGGCUUUUUAAUCCAAUUUCCAAAGAGGGAGGCUCGUGGUGUGGUCAAGCUUCUUCUCGAGGCAACAUGCCGACCUGCAGUAACCAAAGCAGUUAAGGUCCACUUUGGCAAAGGUAUUAUGGAAGAGGCAUACGAAAUGACAAAGAAUUUGGCUCAUGAUCUUUCCGAGUUCGUCCCUGUAGCUGCUCAGGAGGCAGAACGGUGUCUCGUAGGGGCCAAGAAGUCGAUUGGUGCAGUGUCCGAUACGGUGGCAAGUGGAGUGGUGACAGUCUCAGACAGCCUAAUGGGCAGGAUGAAGAUGUCAAGCGCGAAGAUACACAACCUAUUAGAGAAUCUUCCGUCAUGGUCGGUCAAAUACGCAGAAGACGUGGUCAAUAAGGUUCCACAAUCUCUGGGGGCGAUGUACAAGCAGGCUUCAGAAGCCGUGAAAUCACAUCGCCACGUCAAGGUUGAUAUUCAGGACGGCAUACUUGAUGCGCAAUUAUAUUUCCUCAAGACGCGAAUUUCAGCCAAGAUGUGGUGGCUGAAAGUAACCCGGCAGACGACGGAACACGAGGAAUAUGGCGAGAAGGCCAAAGCAUUCGUGGCGAACAAACGACGUGAGGGCAGGAACCAGAUUCGGAAGUCUUUCCGUGAUGCCAAUGACCAGCGUCAAGUUCGCUUUGGACGACCGAAACGAAGUCGGUGCAAGCAGAACAAUCGAAAGGGCCGGGACAUACACGUUUGCAAGAUGGAGGCGUGA